UGUCUCGUUCUUUUGCAGCCAAUCACACGGCCGCGCCGCAGAUUCAUCUGCCAUAACGAAACAUGGCGUCUGGAAGCGAAAAUGGAGAGCGUUUGCAUGAAAAUGCCCGCCAACUCAGACAUCAUCACUGAGCACAGCCAGGCUGAGCAGAAGAGUUCUCACCCGCCUGGGUUCUGGGACGAGCGUGGCUAUCUGGACCUGAUAAAGUACAUUCUAGUUAAUGGCAAGAGUAAAGGAGACCGAACCGGGACCGGUGUCAUCUCCGUGUUCGGGGCUCAGUCCAGAUACAGUCUGAGAGAUCAGUUUCCGUUGCUGACGACUAAGAAAGUUUUCUGGAAAGGGAUCCUUGAAGAGCUGCUGUGGUUUAUUAAGGUAAAGUCAUUCACAGAAACAUUUCAGAUUGUGCAUAUUAUUGUUUUUUGGCAUUUGUAUUUUACAACUAUCUGUCUGUUUAACUUAAAAAAAAUGUGUUGUGUGUGUUUAUCACAGGGAUCAACAAACGCCAAAGAGCUUUCAGAGAAGGGGGUGAAAAUCUGGGACGCCAAUGGAUCUCGUGCGUUUCUGGACAAGCUUGGUUUCACAGACAGAGAAGAAGGCGACCUGGGACCCGUGUACGGUUUCCAGUGGAGGCACUUUGGUGCCGAGUACAAAGACAUGCACACAGAUUACACAGGACAAGGUGUGGACCAGCUGAAAAAUGUCAUCGACACCAUCAAAAACAAUCCAGAAGACAGAAGGAUCAUCAUGUGUGCCUGGAACCCCAAAGAUCUGCCCCUCAUGGCCCUGCCGCCAUGUCACGCCAUCUGUCAGUUCUACGUGUGUGAUGGCGAGCUCUCCUGUCAGCUGUACCAGCGCUCAGCUGACAUGGGGCUGGGAGUUCCCUUCAACAUCGCCAGCUACGCACUGCUCACCUACAUGAUCGCCCACAUCACGGGACUCAAGCCUGGUGACUUUGUUCACACCCUGGGUGACGCUCACGUCUACAUCAACCACAUUCAACCUCUGGAAGUCCAGAUGCAGAGAGAAAUCCGACCGUUCCCCAAACUAAAGAUCCUGAGGAAAGUGGAGAACAUCGACGACUUCCGGGCGGAGGACUUUGAGAUCUGUCACUACAACCCUCAUCCUGUCAUUAAGUUGCAGAUGGCUGUGUAAUGAACCUGGAGCGCUGAGACAUGAGCUACUCACGUGGAUUUCCCUGACCUUCCAUGUUGAAGAAAAACACCGCCUCACUUGUUCAUCUGCAGCCAAACUUCUCCAUCAGGAAACUGGUAUCUCUGCACCGAUGAGUCCAACAUCUCACAGGAGUAACCGGGAUCCUGGGGCCGGUAGC
Molecule: messenger RNA, 1330 nt
Organism: Cynoglossus semilaevis (tongue sole)
Lineage: Eukaryota; Metazoa; Chordata; Actinopteri; Pleuronectiformes; Cynoglossidae
Gene: tyms
Product: thymidylate synthetase
Exons: 8
Coding region: 82-1152 (356 amino acids)
Biological process (GO): dTMP biosynthetic process
Cellular component (GO): cytosol; mitochondrion
Molecular function (GO): thymidylate synthase activity
Source: RefSeq, a predicted model, not a curated record